CGGCGGCGGCGAGCGAUGGGUGAGCGCGCGGCCUGUGGAGAGGCGGCGGCGGCGGGUCCCGCACCAUCACCGACAUCAGCCCCGGCAUCAGCCCCAGCCCCGGCAUCAGCCCCAGAGGGCGGCCUCGCCCAGCGGCUGCUGCACAACACGACCGGGGACGAGACGCCGCCCGAAGCGGAGGAGCCGGAACCAGAGGGGGUGCGGCGCGCGUCCGGGGACUCGGAUGGCGGCGGCGGCGGCAGGAGAAGCGAGGGCUUCGCCUUCUACAGAGAUCGGAAGGAAUGGGCGGAUAUUAAGCCUGUCCCACAGGAUGAUGGGCCUCAUCCAGUUGUUCAGAUAGCUUAUUCUGAGAACUUUAAAGAUGUAUAUGACUACUUCAGGGCUGUACUAAAGCUUGAUGAAAGGAGUGAACGGGCGCUCAGUCUGACAACAGAUGCAAUAGAGCUCAAUGCUGCGAAUUACACAGUAUGGCAUUUCCGCAGAGUGGUGUUACAGUCUUUGAAAAAGGACCUCAAUGAAGAGUUGGCUUAUAUUUCUGAAAUUAUUGAGGACCAACCAAAGAAUUAUCAAGUUUGGUAUCACAGGCAGAAAAUUGUGGAAUGGCUAAAAGACUCCUCGCAGGAACUAGGAUUUAUUUCUGGGAUCCUUGAACAAGAUGCAAAAAACUACCACGCCUGGCAACACAGACAGUGGGUGAUUAAGGAAUUCAACCUUUGGGACAAUGAACUAGAGUAUGUGGAUCAACUGCUGGAAGAUGAUGUGCGAAACAACUCUGCGUGGAACCAGCGAUUCUUUGUCAUCUCAAACACCACUGGCUUUGAUGAUAUGGCAGUGCUUGGCCGUGAAGUCGAAUACACUCUGAAGAUGAUCAAAAGGGCGCCUCAUAAUGAAAGUGCAUGGAAUUACUUGAAAGGAAUUCUACAGGAUCAGAGUCUAUCCAAGUUUCCCAACCUUUUGCAGCAGAUUUUACAGUUGAUGGAGAAACCUAGUUCCCCCUACUUGAUUGCUUUCCUAAUUGACAUGUAUGAAGACUUCUUGGAGAGCAACUGUGAAGAGAAGGAAGGAACUUUAAACAGAGCACUGGAGCUGUGUGAGCAACUGGCUAUGAAACAAGAUACAAUACGGCAGGAAUACUGGAGGUACUUUGCAAGACGCUUGAGAGCCAAACAUGGUGUGAUUCAACAAGAACCUGUGCCUAUGGGAAGUGAAGACUCUCUUCAGGAAUGUAGUGAUAACUAAAGGCUGUAUGAUAUUCCUUAGUAUGCAGGGGGGAAAAACGUGAUCGGUCAUAUUCUGUUAACGUCUACACAUCGCACUUAUUUAUGUAAAUGUAUAAAACCAUAACUUUGUAUGUGUAUAUAUUAUUUGAUGUUACACUAGAAGUAAACCUAAAUCUCCCUUGUUGACCUUGAAUGCAUACUUACAAAAAUAUGAUUCAUGUGAAUGCCAUUGAAACUAACUCAGUUUUAUUCACAUGGGGACAGAAUAGGGAGGGAGAGUUAGAUAUCUGAAUUAAUUUAAGAUGUUACUUUUUUUUUAGUUGCCAUAAAUGCAGAUAUACUAUCAAAGCUGCAGUGCCACUAUUAUAGUUUAUUUGUUGGAAAUAAAAACCAAUGGAAGUUU
This is a messenger RNA of Leucoraja erinaceus (little skate), 1623 nucleotides long. RefSeq names its product farnesyltransferase, CAAX box, alpha (gene fnta). The record is from RefSeq and is a predicted model, not a curated record. The transcript has 9 exons. Gene Ontology annotation, biological process: protein farnesylation; protein geranylgeranylation. The coding region runs from base 16 to 1239 and encodes 407 amino acids. Gene Ontology annotation, cellular component: cytoplasm; protein farnesyltransferase complex; CAAX-protein geranylgeranyltransferase complex. NCBI's taxonomy places the organism in Eukaryota, Metazoa, Chordata, Chondrichthyes, Rajiformes, Rajidae. Gene Ontology annotation, molecular function: protein farnesyltransferase activity; CAAX-protein geranylgeranyltransferase activity.